Molecule: messenger RNA, 2681 nt
Organism: Symsagittifera roscoffensis
Lineage: Eukaryota; Metazoa; Xenacoelomorpha; Acoela; Convolutidae
Product: alkaline ceramidase 2-like
Exons: 4
Coding region: 1459-2250 (263 amino acids)
Biological process (GO): ceramide catabolic process; sphingosine biosynthetic process
Cellular component (GO): membrane
Source: RefSeq, a predicted model, not a curated record
UUGCCCUUGUCUACAUCUAUGCAAAGAAAAAUGACUGUUCAGUUAAGAAUGUAUUUACGUUCAUGACAGAAAUGCCAAUAAAAUUCGAAUUUAAAUUUUAUUGUUUUCAGUUACCUAUUCAUUAUUAUUUUUUGAUACUCGAAUAGACAGAAACGAAUAGGCAUUUGAAAUUAUAAUUUAACAGUUUUAGUAUAAGCUUUUCUUCUACUGAAGAUAUACUUAAAUAUCUAUUAUAAGCUUGAACCACUCAUGUUAAGAGCAAGAACAAAAUCUAAUUUAUGAACAAGUGUGAAAAAAUAGCGACAUACUCUUUCAUCCUCGAAUUAGCGUCGGCUAAAGACCAUAAUGUCUUUCCUAAUUUUCUACAUAUUUGGUAGUGUGGCAUAAAAUUCAGUUAAUACAGUGCAAAACCUUCAAGUGCAUAUUUGGUGCUACCAGCAGUGACUGAAAUAGCUCUAAUAGAAGAUGUAAUUGAAUCGUUUAUGACCAACUGGCAUAUGGUACGUCUCUUUACCUUUGCACUGCUUUUGAAAUUUCUGUGCUCUACUUAUUUUGUUCCGCUGAUUACUAAAAUAUGAAUAAAACCCAGCCAAAAGUAUCUUGGCUUUAAUGUUAUGUAUAAUGAAUGAAUGGUCUGUUCGAAGUAUCACUAAUAUGGUGACUUCUGCAUCAAUGGAGAGCGCGGGAGCACCUGAAAGAUCGCAAUAGAGUUACAUGACAUCUGUUUGACUUCUCAGUGCCAUCUCUAGAAUCUGAAUCGGGACAACCUUACGAUCCUUGCGUAUGUGCUACCCAGAAUCUCUCAGUGAAUCCUGCGCCAAACAACACCGCCAAAUAAACCCAUGCUUCUUCAAUUUUGUUCUUAUUUUACAUCAACUUAAUACAUAUCAUCAAUUAUAUACCUUAUAUUUCGUCACUAGUAGAAUUAUCUCCUCGCCAGUUUUAUGAUAUACUACUAAUUAAUCCGAUCUCAAGGACGAGGAUGAUGUUAAUCUGUUUGUGGGUCACGGUCAACUGCGGACUGAACUAAUUUCAUUUCACGUGGACUUACAGCAUUCAGCAGCAGAAGUUGGUUUUGAUUUAUAGGGUUCUAAGCUGGAUCAGAGGGAGUGCUGUGUUGUAUAGCUACUUAACUGUGUUUUUCAACCAAGAUAGUUACAAAAGGUAAAGGACUACCGACAGCUUCGAGCGAAUUGUGCUUUAACGGGUCGUACUGAAAACAAAGACAUCGCCUCACAACACCCGAAGAUACCAAUUUUGUUGUCAGUCCAAUUAUACUUCACGCGUGAGUUUACAAGGAUUUCGAAGUUUUCAGGACAACCUAGAAUCAAGAUCUUCAUUUCGGGUUGUCAAAAAGCAACAACUCGUCUGUAAACAGAGUUCUACAACCAGCUACCAAGUGUGCUGCAGCAAACGACGCGACAGCGGUCGAAGUUAACCGAGUGUAAGUCAAUUAAGAUGCGACUACCCGAGGCGUUUAAUCCCUUGAGUUCUGAGGUGGAUUGGUGUGAGCCCAACUACGCAGUCACACCUUUCAUCACAGAAUUUGUCAACACGGUGUCCAAUCUGCCGCUGGUGGUGUUCCCUGUGGUACAGUACUACAUCUACCUGCGCUAUGCCUCCUUCUGCCAGCCCAACCUGAAGUUCCUCCUCCUCACCCUCCAGCUGGUGGGCAUUGGAUCCGCAUACUACCACGCCACACUCUCAUUCGCGGGUCAGUUAGUGGAUGAAUGUGGAAUCCUGUGGAGUCUCAGCUGGCUCUCAGCCGGAUACUGGCCCAAACACCUGCUGCCUUUCGGGCUCAAAUCCAGAACCAAAUUCACCAUUAUUUUCAUCUUUAUCACCUUCUGCUGCACGAUGCUCUCAAUCACAGCACCCGCGUUCAACCAGUUCGCACUCAUCAUUUUCGGAGCACCCUUCGUGCUCACGGUCAUGGCCGACUACUUCGCCUACAGAACUCCAACACACAUUUACACCAAAUGCUUUCCCAAAUUCAUCCUUGGGUUCGUCUUCGCCUUUGUAAUCUGGACCCUGGACAAAUCUUUUUGCCCCCUCUGGAGGUCCUUGUACAUUCCUUAUUUACACGGUGUGUGGCAUAUCAUUAGUGCUUACGCGUGUGCCUAUGGAAUCGUGUUAUGUGUGCAUGAAGAUCUAACCGUGGGGGGAUACCCUAUCGAAAAAAUUCACAUGAAGUACAUGCCUGCUUGGAUGGGAGCUAUGGGAGUGCCUUAUAUCGAUUUCAAUCCGUAAUUUGAAGCAACACGACAAAACUGAAGUGAUUAAUUCUUAUUGUUGCAAUUAAUUCUCGCAACGGUCGCCUUAACAACUUGAAACGAAAAAAAUACAACCAACGAUAAACCAUUUCACUCUACAAGAGGGGUGAAAUUAACCAUUACAACAAAGCUCUGAUUGUCGUGAAAACUACCCAACCAAUUAAAUCGCUUCGGAUGACUGCACCCUGAAAGCCUUCAAAGUUAAACAGCCACUGGUUUCCAUUUUCAGUCGAUUCCCAAAACAGGAUCUGAAAUGCGUUUAUCUUCGGAUCUGAUUGUUUUUUGCAGUAUCUUUGUAAAUGUACCUCGCAAAUAAAAAACUAAAUAGGUUGGUUUUUAGUGAAAUGUGGCAAGAUUUGUGAUGAUAGAAGUUAAAAAGAACUAAAUCGGAAUAAUUUUCGCAAAGAU